CCUCCUCCUCCUCCUCCUCCUCAUCCUCCUGCCCCCGCCCCCUCCCGUUCGCAGUCACUCAUUCGCAGCCCCUGCUCAGUCGCAACCCCUAGCCCGGAGUCCCGAGCCUCCUGCCCUCCGCACUGGACAGCGCCGCCGGACGGCCCAGGACGGAGCCCCCCCUCUUCCCGCUCCGAGCCCCGGGAGGGCGCGGCGGAGGCGGCAGCGGAGGCGGGGAGGAGCCGGGGCCGGAACAAGGGCUGGGCCGGGGGCGGGGACGCCGGGGUCCGGAGGAGCCGAGAGGAGCGGAGGACGCGAGAAGGAGAAGAGGCGAGCGAGCGGAGCGAGGAGCGAGGAGCCAAAGCCCGAAAAGGAGCCGGAGUCCAAGCCCAAACCCGAGCCCAAGCGGGAGCCGCCCCCUCCAGUGCGAUGCCCCGAAGGGGCUAGGGCGCCGGGCGCCGGAGCCUAGAGUCGAGCGGGGCUGCCCCGGGGGGAGGGGGAGGCGGCGGAGCCCGAGCCGGAGGAGCCGGAGCAGCUGCAGGAGCAGUAGGCAGCGGCUGCAGGGCCGGGGCAGCAGCGGCCGGAGCGAGAGCCCCAUGCCCCGGGCGGGCUGAGGGAUCCGGAAUCCAUAGUGGAACCUCGGAACCCGGACAGGUCCCGCUAGAGCGACAUGAUGGUGGAAUCCGCUUCGGAGACAAUCAGGUCGGCCCCGUCCGGUCAGAACGGAGUCAGCAGUCUCUCCAGCCAGAGCGAUGGUGGCGGUGGUGGCGCUGGAGCCGCAGGAACAGUGACAGGAGCAGGAGGCGGAGGAGGAGCGGGGAGGGAUGGAGGAGCCGGCGGGGAGAGCAACGGCGAGAUGAGCCCUGUGGAGCUCUUGCACUUUCAGCAGCAACAGGCUCUCCAAGUAGCCCGGCAGUUCCUGCUACAGCAAGCCUCAGGCCUGAGCUCUCCUGGGAACAAUGACAACAAGCAGUCGGCAGUACAGGUGCCGGUGUCUGUGGCCAUGAUGUCUCCACAGAUGAUUACUCCCCAGCAGAUGCAGCAAAUUCUGUCACCUCCUCAGCUUCAGGCCCUGCUGCAACAGCAACAGGCCAUCAUGCUUCAACAGUUACAGGAAUAUUACAAGAAACAGCAAGAGCAGCUUCAUUUACAGCUCCUUACCCAGCAGCAAGCUGGGAAACAGCAACCCAAAGAGGCACUUGGGAACAAGCAGCUGGCCUUCCAGCAACAGCUUCUCCAGAUGCAGCAGCUGCAACAGCAGCACCUGCUGAACCUGCAGAGACAGGGUCUGGUCAGUCUGCAACCCAGCCAGGCAACAGGACCCCUCCAAACUCUCCCACAAGCCGUGUGCCCAUCUGACCUGCCCCAGCUGUGGAAGGGCGAUGGUGCAGCUGCCCAGCCGGCUGAAGACAGCGUGAAACAGGAGGGGCUGGACCUCACCACAGCAGCAGCCACCGCUACCUCGUUUGCUCCCCCUAAGGUCUCACCCUCCCUCUCCCACCACACCCUACCCAAUGGGCAACCCACUGUGCUCACACCUCGACGAGACAGCUCCUCACACGAAGAUACACCUGGCUCCCAUCCCCUCUAUGGUCAUGGGGAGUGCAAAUGGCCAGGUUGUGAGACCCUUUGUGAAGACCUGGGGCAGUUUGUCAAACACCUCAACACAGAACAUGCACUUGAUGACAGAAGCACAGCUCAGUGCCGGGUCCAGAUGCAGGUUGUCCAGCAGCUGGAGAUACAGCUAGCCAAGGAGAGUGAGCGACUUCAGGCGAUGAUGGCCCAUCUGCACAUGAGGCCUUCAGAACCCAAGCCCUUUAGCCAGCCGCUGAACCUGGUGUCAGGCUCCUCACUCUCCAAGGUGACUGUCUCAGCAGCUGAUUCAUUCCCGGAUGGCCUCGCCCACCCCCCCACCUCAGCUGCCGCCCCCGUUACUCCCUUACGUCCCCCUGGCCUCAGCUCUGCUACUCUGCACAGUGGGGGCCCUGCCCGCAGGAGGAGUAGUGACAAGUUCUGCACCCCCAUCUCCUCUGAACUGGCCCAAAAUCACGAGUUCUACAAGAACGCAGAUGUCCGACCUCCCUUUACCUAUGCGUCCCUCAUCCGACAGGCCAUCCUGGAGACCCCUGAUAGGCAGCUUACUCUGAAUGAAAUCUACAACUGGUUCACCAGGAUGUUCGCCUAUUUCCGGAGGAAUACAGCCACCUGGAAGAAUGCUGUCCGACACAACCUGAGCCUACACAAGUGUUUUGUACGAGUAGAGAACGUCAAGGGCGCCGUGUGGACGGUGGAUGAGCACGAGUACCAAAAGCGGAGACCGCCAAAGAUGACAGGGAGCCCAACUCUGGUGAAGAACAUGAUCUCGGGCCUCAGUUACGGAGCACUUAACGCCAGCUAUCAGCCUCCAGUUCUUUCCAAUUCUUGUGUAUGGAGCUGGGGGAGGGGGACAGGAGGGAAGAUUGGCCCCGAUUGCCUCUCCCCUCCAGUACAGGCCGCCCUGGCCGAGAGCAGCUUUCCCCUCCUCAACAGCCCAGGCAUGCUGAACCCCGGCUCCACCAGCAGCCUCCUGCACCUCGGACAUGAGGACGUGAGCAGUACUGUAGAGCCCCUCACCAGCAACGGUAGCAUCAGCCCCCCGCGCCUCUCCCCACCCCAGUACAGUCACCAGGUACAGGUGAAGGAAGAGCCAGCUGAAGCAGAGGAGGACGGUCGGCCUGGGCCCACCCUGGGCCCCACCAACCCCAAUACUGGGGCUCCCCCAGAAGACAGGGACCCUGAAGAGGAUCUGCCUGGGGAGGAACUGUCAUAAAGGCCUCUGGGGGAGGGGCAAGCAGGAAAGGAAGGAGCGAACAUCUCUCCUUCCCCCCUCAGGAGACCCCUCCUCAGGCUCUCACCUUCCCCUCCACUCUACAGUCCCCUCUACCCCACCUCAAGGCACUUCCAGGACAGCAGAUUGGGGUGAGGGCUUCUAUGCCGUCCCACCUGUGACUCUGGACAGACUCUCCCUGGCAGAGAUGGCCCCUGCCCCCUCCACUGACCUUUGCUUCUCGCCCUAAGACCAGUGACUGGAGGUCUGGAACUGGUGGAAGAGCCAGGAGAGUGUGGACCCCCAGUCCCUGACUUCAGUGUGUGUCCAAGCCCCUCUUCCCCUCCGCCUCCUCCCAUCCAUUCUGUCACCAUGACCACCAGCAGCAGGACUCUCCCCGCCACCUUUGCUUUCUGCCCCCCUCCAACACUGAGACCCGCAGGCGGGGCUAACAACCCCCCCCAUUCCCACCAAGGAGCAUCUGUCCCCUUUUUCCCCUGCCCCAACUUUGACCUUGCACCCUCUUCUCCAAGAAGCCCGGGACAAGGCACCUUGUCACAGGGUCAGAGCUAGAAGGGCCGGAGAUGAUUUAGUUUUACCCCCUCAUUUGGCAGAUGAGGAAACUGAGGCCCAAGAAGAGGGGAGUCAGAAUUUGAACCCAGGUCUUGUGAUUUCAAGUCUGGCCCAUGCUUCCCGUACUAGACGAGGCUCCCUUCUUCCAUACUGUGAAUGACCGACACUGGCCACCCGCCGUGAGGAAAGGGGAGCCUGGAGCAUCUCAGACUCUACCUCCGACCGCCCCGGGACAAACCAGUUCUCCCUUCUCGGUGUUCCCAGCGGCCUCAGGGGUACCUGCGGGGGCAUCAGCCCUUGAAAGCGCUUCAGGAAGACUAUUGAUGGAAACCCCUGCAAGGGGAUGCACUGCCUCACUCACACCAUCCCCGCGCCUGUGUAUAACUAGAAACCCGACCCUGCCACCUCAGUCAGACAGGGGCCGGGGGCCUGAUCUCACCUGCCCCCCAUGUAUCUGCCUCCUUAGGAGAACGGGUGCGGAGGGUCUUGGAGAGAGAUGGGCUGACAGGAGCACUGGGAAUAGAUGUACCCUCGGGGAGAGGGGGGAGGCAGGAAAGUGUCCCCAAGACUUUGGCAUUCAUUCACCCCUGGAACUGAGGGGCCUGGUCCCCACUUGUGAGGGAAAGUCCCCUGGCCUCCACUAGAUGUCCCCACGGAGCCCGCUGCUGUGGCUGGCCGGCGAGGGAGGGAGGGAGUACGCCCCUCGGCCUCCAUGGCAUUAAAAGGGGCUUGUGUUGGUGGGGUGGGUCUGGGGAGGGCGGGGGAGCAGGCCGGCUGCCAAGGCCAGAGGAAUGGGCUACCUCUUCCAAAGCUCUCCCUCCUAGUCCCCCUCCCACCCUCUGACCCCCUCCAUUUCACAGUCCCUCUCAACUCCCUCUCCCUUUCUUUCCCCAGUUAAACAGAUGACCAAAGACCUUUCUUAUGCCAGAAGCAGAAACCAAAACUUUUUGUUUGCUUUUUUUUUCCUUUGUCACCCCCUGCCCUCCAUUCCUUAUCUGACCUUCCCCCCUCACCCCCAGGCUAGAAGCUAGAACCGGGGGGAGGAGGGGUCCCGUCCACUUAAGUUAUUGUUUUAAACCAAAGUUGACAGUGUCUGUUGGUGGCCAUGGCUUUCUUCCACACCUGCUCUUCAGCUGCCCGCAGAAGCAGCCUGGGGACAGGUUCCCCUACACACCUCACUUCUGCUCUUGUUCCCUUCUCAUCACUCUGUCCCUCAGCUGUCCUUCCCCUUCCCAUGGGAGAGGGGAAGAGGAGGAGGGACUUAGGAUCUGAGGGAAAGGAAGGGCUCAAAUGGGAUGAACUCCCUUAGGCCCCCCGAGACAAUUGUGGCUGUCCCCAAGGGCCUCUAGGGGCAGGGGACAGUUACAUGUUACUAUUCCUGCUUUUCUCCUCCCCCCUCCAUCCCCAGUCAGUAUUUUGUCCCAGCCGGCCAGCCAACCAUUCUUCUUUAUCACCCUCCAGUGCCCGCCCCAGGCUGGUCCCUGGUGUGCCCAUCAUCAUGUUCCUACCCCUGCUAGGGCUGCACCCACAAAGGUGGAGGGCUGGGUUCUGAGGGUUUGCUGGGGAGAGAGCUGAAGCAGGUGGAGGGGCAGCCAGCUGUCAUUCCUUCCUCCCACUGUGGGGGACUCCAACUUCAGGUGAAGGGCAAGAUGUCUGAUUGCUAUGCCUGACACCCACCCUACCCCUAGAUUAGUCCCUCUAACAGGGACAGGACCAGGAAGGGGUGGGAGGUGGACUUGAAGAACUGUUGUCUAGCAAGUGCCCAGUUACCACACACAGACUGUGACCCUCACAAGUCCCUUGUAGGACUUGGGUGGCAAAAGGUCCCUGGUGCCUGUUAACCGUGAUCCUCUCCCACUUUGUUCCUUGCCCUCUGACUUGUGCAGAAAUAUUAAAUGCCCUCUGCUCUUAGGCCCUCAGUGUGUGUCACCUAGUGGGGCGGGUGAUGGGCUAAGUCAGGAGGACCUGAGCAUGGAGCACAGAGCUUGGGAGUGGGCACUUCCCAGGAGUGGAUGAAUGGAUGUGUUUAUGUGCAUGUAUGUGAGUCCGUUUGAGCCCACUCAGUCGUGUAUGAAUGAACAGGAAUGUUGAUCUCCAUCCAUGGGUUCCUAAAACCAACGCGUGUGUUCAGGCCCCUUUGUAUGUCUGAUUCAGAACGUCAUUCACGAGGGAACAAUGGGAUGCAGUGGUUGGGAAGGCAGGCUUCUGGACUGGACUGAUCCCCCUAGCUUCUCUUUCCUUCCUACCAAGCUAGGUCUGGGGACAGCUCCCCCACAAAGUGGCCUAUUGGGUGGGAGAAGCCGGAGUGUUGGAUAAUCACAGUAUUUGUGAUAGCCUUAGGUUCUGCUUGGGCUAGCUUUCUUUUCCCCUCUCCCUCCCACCUCUCCGCUGUCUGUCCCUCUCGGGAUCUGGCCCUGCUUUUAACCGCCACUUCCAUCUGUGGCUCCCUCAGCUCCUUUGUACCCUUCUGGGUUUUCCCUCACUCUCAGGAAGAGCUGAGGAUCACAAACACAUACACACGCUAACAGGAACAUCCUCUCCCACCCUACCUUGCCACAUAGAUGACAUACAGCCCCUUGUUGCCUUCUAGCCCAGCUCUAGACUCCCAUUUUUCUCCUUAUUUCUCUCUGACUCCCUCAUAGAAAAGACUUUAAAGUUUUCCCCAAAAGCUUUCUUUUGAACUCUCCCUCUCUUUCCUGCCUCCUUCCUAAAUCAGAUCCCUACCCCCAUUCCACACCGGUUUAGAAUCCAAGUUUUUGUUGUUGUUUUUCUCAGGCUGCCUGGGAGUUGUCCAGGGAGGUGGGGAAGGUGGGAGUAAGCAGUUUGCAGGAGCUGUUUACUUCAUGGACUAUCCCUAGAGUCACCCAGACCAUUAGAUCAAAGAUCCAUUCCCUCCUUGUGGGAAACCAGAUCUCUUCCAAGGGAAAGUGGUUCUGAGGCUUGAGUCUAAGACAGAAGGCCAGCAAGCCCAUAGCCUUAUGGUGGUAUGUGUUUAUGAGCACUGUGCUUGCACAAUGUGUUAACAAUGUGUAUGUCUAUAUGGCACAUGUAUAUGGGCACAGGCUUGAGUCAAAUGCAAAGGGACUAUACUAGCUGUUCCAGCUGGUAGCUAGGAUGGGAUGCAGGGUCAGCGAAUGCUUAGGUGAGCGCUUACAGCCUCCCAAAAAGAGAAAAGGGACUGGGGAGGGGGGGACACUUAAACCAAUGUCAUUCUCUGACUAGUCUUUCUCUUCCCCUCUCACCCUGGUUCCCCACAUCCACUCAUUCCUUACAAAUCUUGAGUUCUUCCCUUCUGUCCCUCUCCCUAAUUUCCCCAAGAUGGGAACCUGAUAGGUAAAAAGAAGCCUGUUUACUUCUUAUACCUUUCAUCUGCUAUAUACCUUCCUGUGAGAUUUAAUCACAGAGAACCCAAGUCUCAAUUCAAACUUCUCACCACCCACAACCACCAUAAGAGUCUUCAAGAUACCUUACACUUUUUAGGCCCAGGAGCUACUAGACCAGGGUCCUUCAAGGCUAGGGCUGAAGGAGGAUGGUCCUGGCGAGAGAGAAGGCCGGCUUUUAUUGGGGGGGGGGGGUACAGGAUUGGGUCCCAGCUUCUUUACCAUAGCCAAUCCCAAACAUUUAGUACUAACAAUAGACUGAAGAGGAGUGGGCCCUGAGGAUUCCAACUCCUUAAUGUGUCAUCUCUUUUCUGUGGCCUCAUUCCUUCAUUUCUGGCCUGAUUUCUGUCUCAUCUCUUUCCUUUUCCCUUCUCCCACUCCCCUUCUCUCUCUGUCUCUGUUAUUUCUAUGUCUCUCUCCCCCCAUACCUCCUGCCCAUCAUAAUCCCUACUGUCAGUUCAGCGUGUGUGUGUUUCUCUCUCUUGAUUUUUCUUAGCCCCUCUAUAUGUUGUUCUGUAUCUCCUCCACUUCUUUCCUCCAUCCUGCUGGACACAUGCUCAGAGCUGGGGUCUCCCUCUCUCCCUCUCCUCUAGUGGGGGCUACAGGGUGAGGGGGGUCAGAUGGGACAGACAGGGGAUUUCACGUCCUCCCCUCGGCCCAGGCCCAGUCCCAUCCUGUGCUGUAUAAAGGAAUAGCAUUGCUGUGUAUUCGUACUCCGCCUAACCUCCCUCCGCUCUGUGGCGGCAGACAGGCGGACCCUGUACAGUAGAACUAGCUGCAUGUAAUCUGUAUGGACAACAGCAUUAUAUAUAAUGCAAUAAAGUGAAUUACCUACAA
Molecule: messenger RNA, 7575 nt
Organism: Sarcophilus harrisii (Tasmanian devil)
Lineage: Eukaryota; Metazoa; Chordata; Mammalia; Dasyuromorphia; Dasyuridae
Gene: FOXP4
Product: forkhead box P4
Exons: 18
Coding region: 650-2788 (712 amino acids)
Biological process (GO): regulation of transcription by RNA polymerase II
Cellular component (GO): nucleus
Molecular function (GO): DNA-binding transcription repressor activity, RNA polymerase II-specific; RNA polymerase II cis-regulatory region sequence-specific DNA binding
Source: RefSeq, a predicted model, not a curated record